Rhododendron vialii is the source of this 3628-nucleotide messenger RNA. RefSeq lists its product as uncharacterized. Lineage: Eukaryota; Viridiplantae; Streptophyta; Magnoliopsida; Ericales; Ericaceae. Gene Ontology annotation, molecular function: nucleic acid binding. The transcript has 14 exons. The record is from RefSeq and is a predicted model, not a curated record. Bases 213 to 3278 code for a protein of 1021 amino acids.
GUCCAGAGCCGCUUUCUCCCCUCCUCCAGCCUCUUCUUCAUUGUUUCUCACUCCUCAAAAACUUUCGCCCAACACACCCGCGCGCGCCCACACACACACACACAGAGUCAAAAAACUAAUCACUGCCUCAUAUUUAACCGAAAUCCCCCAAUUCCCAAUUCCCUUCUUCAUGUUCUGAUUCAUUUGAGGAGUUCAAUUUUGAUUUGUCAGUAAUGGACUUGGGUCUUCCUCUCACCACAGCCUCGGCCACCAACAACCCCACCUACAUUCGGUUCUUUUUACCUUCUUAUUGUACACCCACAAGAAGUAUUAGAACCAGUAACGUAUCUUUCCCUUUGAGAAAACCCAGUAAACUUCUAGUUCGUGCCUUGAAUGAUGAUCCCCAGCUUGACCAGAACGAGCAGAUGGACUUCGAAUUCGGCCGGUUAUUGGGCGAAGACCCCAACCUCACCCUUGCCAAGAUAAUGGCUAAGAGAUUAAACCCUGAUGUUUCUUAUCUAGAAGUCGAGAAAUCUUUUAACAAGAGAAAGGGUAAACCAGUAGUUAUUGAAGAGCUUCCCUUUGAUGUAGAAAGGAAAUCGACAAGUUCACUGAAUGGAUUGAAUUUGGUCAGGCCAGUGCCGAGAAAAGGAGUCAAGUUUGAAGCUGAUAAUAAGCCAAUAAAAACCGAUGUUAGGAAUGGAAGUCAACUAAUGAGGAAGCCAAUAGAUAAUGUGAGGGAUCCUCUUCCUAAUGUUAUUUUGCGAAAGCCAACCGUGCUCAAUGAAAAUUAUAGUGGACCUCACACAUCAUCACAGUCAAGAAUUAAACCAAAUCCAUUAUUGGAAAAUUGGAAGAUCCAAGCAGAAAGGAUGGGAGGAGAUAAUACGAGGGGUAGUCUUCCGAAUGUUGUUUUGCGGAAGCCAACCACCCUCAAUAAGGAUGAUAUUGUCCCUCAGACAUCAUCACAGUCGAGAAUUAAACCAAAUCCAUUAUCGGAAAUGGAGAAUAGCCAACCAGAAAGGACGGGAGAAGAUAGCAUGCAGGGUAGUCUUCCUAGUGUUGUUUUGCGGAAGCCAACCACGCUCAAUAAGGAUGAUAUUGGACCUCAAAAAUUGUCACAGUCGAGUAUUAAACCAAGUUCAUUAUUGGAAAUGGAGAAUAGCCAACCGGAAAGGACGGGAGUAGAUAGUAUGCAGGGUAAUCUUCCUAACGUUGUUUUGCGGAAGCCAACCACUCUCAAUGAGGAUGAUAUUGAACCUCAAAAAUCAUCACAGUUGAGAAUUAAACCAAAUUCAUCAUUGGAAGUGGGGAAUAGCCAACCAGUAAGGACAGGAGUGGAUAAUACGAGUGGUAGUUUUCCUAACGUUGUUUUGCGGAAGCCAAGCACAAUCAAUGAGGAUGAUAUUGAGCUGAGAAUUGAACAAAAUUUAUCAUUAGAAAUGGGGAACAAAGAGACACAGGACAGCUUUAGUGAUAUCACAUUGUUAAAAAUGCCUGAUCAGAUGAGUGGGAACUUGAAUACUGAUAAGAAGCAAGAAUCCGAUGCUGAAGCAAAAUUCAAAGGCGUUGAUACCUUUGAAGAUGAUAGCCAGAAAAAAGCUUCUAUAGCGACUGAAGCAGCUAACAUGAUCAGACUCUUAAGCCAGCCUAAACAAACGGGAUUUGGUAAAUAUCUGAGUGAGAAGCUAGAAUCUUCUAAUGAUAAUAAACGGUCAAACUCUGGUGAUGAUUUCAAAGUGAAAAACUUGAAAGUUGUCAACUUAUCUGCUGGAAAGGUCAAUACAGGCAAAAACAAUUAUGCUGAAUCUUUGGAGUGUGAAAAUGAUUCACUCCCAAGGGAAGUUGUCAACUUAUCUGCUGGAAAGGUCAAUACAGGCAAAAGCAAUUAUGCUGAAUCUUUGGAGUGUGGAAAUAAUUCACUCCCAAGGGAUUUUGGGCUUGAGGAUUUCUCAACCACAGGAUUACAGCUGCUUGAGCAAAGUGUGAUGGGUUCUUCAGAGAAAAUAAGUGCUUCAGAGACGUACUUGGUGGAUUCAAAUAUGAAGGGUUUUGUGGAUGCUGCUCUGCAAGGAAAACCUAAAAGAUUAGACCAAGGUGUAAAAGCAACAUCAAAUCUGAGUAAAAGGGCAGUAACCAGGUCAAAUCCUGAAAGUUAUGGCAAUGUUUGUGAGCUUGAGAAUUUCCUUGCAACAUCAACUAUAAAGGAACACGAAGAUGUUGAUUGGAAAAGGAUGGAGGAUCUGACAAAGACAGGACAAAGAGAAAAAGUGGAAGUGAUUAGUUAUAGCACCAGAGGCUUUGUCGUGAGUACACUUUAUGUAUCUUUUGGCUCUUUGAUAGGAUUUUUACCAUACCGAGAUGUUGCCUAUAGGUGGAAGUUCUUAGCUUUUAAGUCAUGGCUCAGACGGAAUGGCAUUGACCCCUCUAAGUACAAAGGCAAUCUCAGAGUCAUAGGAAAGUAUGGGAUAGCAGACGAGACAUCUCUUGAUUCAAGCCUAGGCCUAGAGAUUGGUCAAAAUGUUGAUGUUGACAUUUCACCUGAUAUGGCAGUGGAAGAUCUUCUGAGGAUUUAUAACCACGAGAAACUCAGGCACUUGUCAUUCUUUGUUGGCCAGAAAAUGCCAGUUCAUGUGGUAUUAGCCGAUAGAAACACUCGAAGGUUAAUAUUUUCCAGCAAGCCAAAGGAGGCAGAGGAAUAUAUAGAGAAAAAAAGAAAUCUCAUGGCUAAACUCAGCAUCGGAGAUGUAGUUAACUGCCGCAUAACAAAAUUUAACUACACUGGUGUUUUCGUUGAGGUGGAAGGAGUACCUGCACUUAUUCACGAGACAGAAGUAUCAUGGGAUGCAACUUUGGACCCUGGAUCAUAUUUCAAAAUUGGCCAGAUCAUCAAGGCAAAAGUUCACCAGUUGGAUUUUUCAACGGACCGUAUUCAUUUAUCGUUAAAGGAAAUGCAGGCAGAUCAAUCAAGUGAGGCCAGGGAUGCUAUAAUUGGCGAGCGUGAUUCUUUGGAUGGGAGAUCAGAAGCAGUCCAAGCAAAUACUGAGUGGACUGAAGUGGAAUCACUAAUCAAGGAAUUGCAGCAGUUUGAAGGUAUCCAGUCUGUAUCUAAAGGACGUUUUUCCUUGAGCCCUGCACUUGCUCCUACCUUUCAGGUUUAUAUGGCGUCCAUGAUUGAGAAUGAAUACAAGCUGCUUGCAAGAUCAGGAAACAAAGUGCAAGAGCUGAUAAUUCAAACCACCUUGGGAAAAGAAGAAGUGAAAUCCGCGAUUCUAACUUGCACCGAACGAGUUGAAUGACUUGUCUACUGCUGGGAUUUUGUAUGUGCCUCCGCCAUCCUCCCAAGUGAAAGAGUGUGACUAUGAUCCUUGUUGCUGUUUUGAGGCUUGAGUCCUGAUACAAAUGGGCGUUUGCUGUAUAAAAAAAAACCGGGUCGUAGUUCUUAUUUUACACAAUUUCUUGUAUAUUUUUUUGUUCAUAUGGAGAAGUGCCUGCUAGAAAAUGUGCCUGACAUUAUUCUACUAAUGUCAAUCAAUAGGCUAUCUUCUUCUUUUUUGGCUUUAUUUUCUUCAUGCUCGAGAUGCUUCUCUGGAUCUACUUCUUUUUGUAAGAUCAUCAGGUGCAAUUUUUUUAAUUUUUUUUCCCCCAA